Messenger RNA from Aureobasidium pullulans EXF-150, 537 nucleotides. RefSeq lists its product as uncharacterized. Bases 55 to 396 code for a protein of 113 amino acids. The record is from RefSeq and is a predicted model, not a curated record. NCBI's taxonomy places the organism in Eukaryota, Fungi, Ascomycota, Dothideomycetes, Dothideales, Saccotheciaceae. The transcript has 2 exons.
AGACAAUCGAGCAAUCUCAUUGUCGCAAGUCACGAUCUCAUUUGGUCGGCCGUAAUGCUAACUUUAGUCGAACCUCUUUUUAACGUCGACGUCGUUGUGUCUUUACUAGUGUCAACCGUUAUUGCUUCCUCGGUAUGCACACGCGCGAACCGGAAGUCUCCGAAUUGGGCAUCUCCUACUUUGUCCAACGGGAUGAUCCAUGAUCCAUCAGCUUCCGUUCUAGGGUCCGAUACGCUCCUGCCGCGCGAACGGGGUUCUAUACCACAGUACAUUCGACAAUCCCAUCCUUAUUGCAGUCACUUUGCGGCAGUUCCUGGGCACGAGCGCGGAUCCGACGAAAUAAACUUAGUGGGAAUUGAUGACAAUGUUGAUCAAACAUUGACCGCCUACAUAUAGAGAGAUAUUCUGGAAAGGGGAGGUCAAGCGAGAAAAAACUCAACCCUAGAUACCCACAUCUGCCAAGGGCUUUUCUACAAGACGUUCUUACCAACUUGUUGAGUGUCUCUGACCUUCGUGGCUGCCACGUUUUGGAGCUAG